Messenger RNA from Cajanus cajan (pigeon pea), 4156 nucleotides. The record is from RefSeq and is a predicted model, not a curated record. NCBI's taxonomy places the organism in Eukaryota, Viridiplantae, Streptophyta, Magnoliopsida, Fabales, Fabaceae.
CAUUCAUGCAUUAACAUGGCUCCCAAAAGACCCCAAAAGGUUGUGCAAAUGGUAGAGACUUUAGGUGAAAAAGAUGAUGAUGAACCGAAGAAGGACGAGGUUGUUAAAGUUUUGCCUUUCUUUAAACUCUUGAGCUAUGCUGACGUGGCAGACUGGAUUCUCAUAGGUUUGGGAAUUAUAGGUUCUAUCGUGCAUGGCAUGGCAAUUCCUGUUGGCUAUCUCUUGCUAGGAAAAGCUCUUAAUGCUUUUGGGAACAACAUCCACGACACUGAUGCCAUGGUUAAAGCUCUUGGAAAGGUUAUUCCAUUCGUGUGGUAUAUGGCCAUCGCCACAUUUCCAGCUGGGGUGCUUGAGAUUGGUUGUUGGAUGUAUACAAGUGAAAGACAGUUAAUGAGGCUAAGAUUAGCAUAUCUAAGGGCAGUCCUCAACCAAGAGAUAGGAGCUUUUGAUACAGAAUUAACAAGUGGAAAAGUCAUCAGUGGAAUAAGCAAGCACAUGAGUGUCAUACAAGAUGCCAUUGGUGAGAAGUUGGGUCACUUCACCUCUAGCUGUGCAACUUUCUUUGCUGGAAUUGUGAUUGCCACCAUAUGCUCUUGGGAAGUGGCACUUCUCUGUUUAGUGGUUGUCCCGAUUAUUCUUAUAAUUGGGGCAACUUACACAAAGAAAAUGAACAGCAUUUCAACCACCAAAAUGCUUUUCCAUUCUGAAGCGACAUCUAUGAUAGAGCAGACAAUAUCACAUAUAAAAACAGUUUAUGCUUUUGUUGGAGAGAGUUCUGCAAUCAAAUCUUUUACAGAGAACAUGGAAAAACAAUACAUUAUAAGCAAAGGGGAGGCACUUGUGAAAGGAGUUGGGACAGGGAUGUUUCAAACAGUGAGCUUCUGUUCUUGGGCUCUCAUUGUAUGGGUUGGAGCUGUUGUGGUCAGAGCCGGAAGAGCAACAGGAGGAGACAUAAUAGCUGCAGUGAUGAGUAUUCUCUUUGGUGCCAUAUCUCUCACUUAUGCAGCACCAGACUUGCAAAUAUUCAAUCAGGCAAAAGCUGCAGGGUAUGAAGUUUUCCAAGUGAUCCAAAGAAAGCCUCUAAUAAGUAAUGAAUCAGAAGGGAAGAUGCCUAGAAAAAUUAAAGGUGACAUUGACUUACGAGAUGUUCACUUUUCCUACCCAUCACGGCCAGAGAAACCAAUCCUUCAAGGACUGUCCUUGACAAUUCCAGCAGGAAAGACAGUAGCAUUAGUUGGUAGCAGUGGCUGUGGAAAGAGCACUGUUAUUUCACUGGUUAGCAGAUUUUAUGACCCCUCCAGAGGAAUUGAAUGUGCGAAAUUGUAUGCAAUCAAACUUGCCAAGAUUGACAUUGUUUAACAUAAUCCAGGAGGAAUUUUUAUUGAUCAUCACAAUAUCAAGGAUCUUGAUCUGAAGUUCCUUCGAAGAAAUAUAGGGGCUGUUACCCAAGAACCAUUGCUCUUUGCAGGCACCAUCAAGGAUAACUUGAAAGUGGGAAAAAUGGAUGCAGAUGAUCAAGAGAUUCAGAAGGCAACAGUAAUGUCAAAUGCACCCUCUUUCAUAUCACAGCUGCCUAAUCAGUACCUAACAGAGGUAAGCUACUUAAUCUACCCCAUUUUCAGGCUUUCAGCUGACCUGUCACGGAUGGGGAUAAGUUGACGCAUUUUAAAACAUGUCUGCUGGCUGCAUAUAUUCCAUCCACUCAUUAUAACAUUUAUGGACUCAUAUGUCAGCCAUGAUGAUUGCCAGGUAGGAGAAAGGGGCGUCCAAUUAUCAGGAGGCCAAAAACAGAGAAUUGCAAUAGCAAGAGCUGUUCUUAAAAAUCCUCCUAUCCUUUUGCUUGAUGAGGCCACUAGUGCCCUUGAUUCAGAGUCUGAAAAGCUAGUUCAAGAAGCACUUGAGACAGCUAUGCAGGGAAGGACUGUCAUCUUGAUUGCACACAGGCUGUCAACAGUUGUAAAUGCAGAUAUAAUUGUGGUGGUAGAGAAUGGACAAGUUGCAGAGACAGGAACACACCAGAGUUUGUUAGACACAAGCAGAUUCUAUAGUACAUUAUUCAGCAUGCAGAACAUUGAACCAGUUCCUGAAUCCAGAGCUACAAUUUCCAAGAAUAGAAGUGUCCGCCAAGAAGAUUUUCCUGAAGAAACUAGACAACCACUAGUAGAGGUGCAGGUCCAAAGAAAUAUCACUGAGCAUUCUGUGCUAAAGGAACAGAGCCAAAUGAGCAGCAGAGGAAGAAAUAUAUUUUUCAGAAUUUGGUUUGGCUUAAAAAAGAGGGAGCUGGUGAAGAUUGCUAUUGGCUCAUUUGCAGCAGCUUUCUCUGGCAUCUCAAAGCCAUUUUUUGGGUACUUCAUCAUCACCAUUGGAGUAGCAUACUUUGAAGAAGAUGCAAAACGAAAAGUUGGACAUUAUUCAGCCAUCUUUACAGCAAUAGGGUUGCUUUCAUUAUUUAGCCACACCUUCCAACAUUUCUUCUUUGGAGAGGUUGGAGAAAAGGCCAUGGCAAAUUUCAGACGUGUUCUGUAUACAGGUGUGCUGCGUAAUGAAGUAGGCUGGUUUGACAAAUCAGAGAAUACAGCUGGUUCAUUGACUUCACGCAUUAUCAGUGACACUGCCAUGGUCAAAGUUAUCAUUGCUGAUCGAAUGUCUGUAAUUCUGCAAUGUGUUUCCUCCAUACUAAUAGCAACAGUCGUCAGCAUGAAAGUCAACUGGAGAAUGAGUUUGGUAGCUUGGGCUGUGACGCCCUGCCACUUCAUAGGUGGUCUCAUUCAAGCCAAGUCUGCCAAAGGAUUUUCAGGUGACCACUCUGCUGCACAUUCUGAGCUUGUUGCUCUUGCAUCUGAGUCCACAACCAACAUAAAGACUAUUGCAUCGUUUUGUCAUGAAGAACAAGUACUGAGGAAAGCCAAAACAUCCCUGGAAAUUCAAAAGAAAAAUUAUAGAAAAGAAAGCAUCAAAUAUGGGAUCAUUCAAGGCUUCUCCCUUUGCUUGUGGAACAUUGCACAUGCUGUUGCUUUAUGGUACACAAAAACUCUGAUUGACAGACGUCAAGCCACCUUUGAAAAUGGAAUAAGAUCAUACCAAAUUUUUUCUCUCACUGUUCCUUCUAUCACAGAAUUGUACACACUGAUCCCAACUGUCAUGUCUGCAAUCUAUACGCUAACUCCAGCUUUCAAAACCCUUGACCGUAAAACUGAAAUUGAACCAGACACACCAGAUGAUUCCCAACCUGAGAGGAUCCAAGGAAAUAUAGAAUUUGAAAAUGUAAAAUUCAAAUACCCUUCAAGACCGGCAGUCACUGUUCUUGACAAUUUCAGUUUACAAAUUGAAGCUGGAUUGAAGGUGGCUUUUGUAGGACCAAGUGGAGCAGGAAAAUCCUCUGUUUUGGCCCUUUUACUAAGAUUUUAUGAUCCACAGGCAGGAAAGGUAUUAAUUGAUGGCAAAGACAUACAGAAAUAUAAUCUAAGAUGGUUAAGGACACAAAUAGGACUGGUACAACAAGAGCCACUGCUUUUUAAUUGCUCAAUCAGAGACAAUAUUUGCUAUGGGAAUAAUGGGGCUUCUGAAAGUGAAAUAGUGGAGGUUGCUAAAGAAGCAAAUAUACAUGAAUUUGUAAGUAAUCUACCAAAUGGAUAUAAUACUGUAGUUGGCGAGAAAGGUUGCCAGCUUUCUGGAGGACAAAAGCAAAGAAUAGCCAUUGCCAGAACCUUACUAAAGAAGCCUGCAAUAUUACUCCUUGAUGAAGCAACAAGUGCUCUUGAUGCUGAGUCUGAAAGAAUUAUAGUAAAUGCUUUAAAAGCAAUACAUCUGAAGGAAGACAGUGGCUUGUGUUCAAGAACCACCCAGAUCACGGUAGCUCAUAGGCUUUCCACAGUAAUAAACUCAGAUACUAUAAUUGUCCUGGAUAAAGGUAAAGUUGUAGAGAUGGGCUCCCACACAACCCUAAUAACAAAAGAAGCAGGAGUUUAUUCAAGGUUAUUCAGGUUACAGAGCUUUGAGGAAACUUCAUAGGUUUAUAAGUGACAGUUUUAUACAGAUUUCAUAUCUGUAACUAUGAAAAUGUAUGUUGUAUCAAUUCACAAAACUAGGUUUCUCUUGAAUUUCUUCGGUGUAAUAAAAUUAGUCAGAAUGAAUGCCAAGAAAAAUAUUUCAAUGA